This is a messenger RNA of Cyphellophora europaea CBS 101466, 681 nucleotides long. RefSeq lists its product as uncharacterized. The record is from RefSeq and is a predicted model, not a curated record. The transcript has a single exon. NCBI's taxonomy places the organism in Eukaryota, Fungi, Ascomycota, Eurotiomycetes, Chaetothyriales, Cyphellophoraceae. The coding region runs from base 1 to 681 and encodes 226 amino acids.
AUGCCGCGCCCCACAACCGCAACCCAACCUUCACCCCAAGCCAAACCCGGACUCCAUCUCCCACCCUCCCUACACGCCCUCGCCCACGACACCCUCUCCGACCCAGCCUUCCACCUCGUCUCCACGACCCGCGCCGCAACCCACGCCGGCCGCGGCCACACACUCAUGGAUCGCACGUGGAACACGCCCAGCACGAUUCCGGAACUGCACUCCUUCUUCCGCGCCGGCAGCCCUGCUACUGGCAGUGGCAAUGGCGACGACAAUGACGCGUCCACACGCGCCGAGGUGCGCCGCUUCUACGAGUUCGGCGGCGAUCUCAACGCGCACCCGGAUCUGCUGCAUGGUGGGGUCGUGAGCUGCAUUCUGGACUCGGGCAUGGGUGCUGUCGUGGCGCUGGCGAUGGGGCGGGGGUCUGAUGCUGCGCCGAAGGAGGAGUAUGAUAGCGUCAGGAGGGGUGAAGGAGGCGGGCCCCCGCGGUUCACGGCUCAGUUGAACGUGCGGUAUCGCCGGCCGGUGAGGACGCCAGGGUGUGUGGUGGUGAGAGGGUGGGUGGAGCGGGAGGAGGGCGGUGGGAGGAAGGUUUGGGCUAGGGGCGUGGUGGAGGCGUUGGAAGGAGGGAGGUCGGUGGUGCAUGCCGAGGGAGAGGGGCUGUGGGUGAGCGGUAAGAACGCGAAGAUUUGA